AUGGCCGCUACCUCCAUAUCGACCGUCAACUCAUCUGUCAAAUACAACCUGGCAGCCUCCUCGACAUUGUUCUUCACCACAAUAUCAAGUGCACAGCCUGCCUCGACCACUGCGGCAUCCAAGGCAGAGAGCACCCUCGCUAUGACUAAUGCUACUUCGUCCUCUGCCCCUGCUUCGCCUACAACAUCCUCAGCAGCAACAAUGACAUCAAGUAGCGGUGGAAUGUGCAAAACUGUUAGCGCCGGACCUAGUAGUAACAACAACAGCAGCAAUAACAACAACAGUAACAACGGAAGCAUUAGCACUAGCUCAUUCCAAAAGUCCAUUGUGCAGCAGCGGCGUCAACCCUUCGGCCCGCCUCUGCGCCUGGCUAUCCAUCAACGCCGCAACCAGCACCGGUCUAUCUAUGGUCAUGGCCACCCCUUCAUGCAACAGAUUCAGAAUCACAUUCGCACCAACAGCCAAAGUUAUUACCACCUCCUCAGUCCCGGCUACAAACAGACACAGUCCAUGCAGCUUGCUGGCAAGCUCGAGGAUGUCAUGUCGAACCCGUUGCUGCAGGGUCCGUUGAAGGGAGCCAACAGCAGCACGGAUCUUAUGUCAAAGAUCAACGCAUAUGAGCACGAUGACAUUAAAGAGGAGCAGGCUGAGGAGCAGCAACAGCAGACCUGCUGCUCAGAUUAUGUAUACACGGCCCCGUGUGAGCACCAUCCAUCCAAGGGUCAGACAGAAUAUCUCAUCAACGACAUGUUUCCAAAGCUUGAGGCAAGUUGA
Molecule: messenger RNA, 774 nt
Organism: Gamsiella multidivaricata
Lineage: Eukaryota; Fungi; Mortierellomycota; Mortierellomycetes; Mortierellales; Mortierellaceae
Exons: 1
Coding region: 1-774 (257 amino acids)
Source: RefSeq, a predicted model, not a curated record